Molecule: messenger RNA, 3396 nt
Organism: Cyprinus carpio (common carp)
Lineage: Eukaryota; Metazoa; Chordata; Actinopteri; Cypriniformes; Cyprinidae
Product: interleukin-12 receptor subunit beta-2
Molecular function (GO): protein binding
Source: RefSeq, a predicted model, not a curated record
AUCUAGGUCAUUGCCCCUCAAAAGAGCAAGGCAACUCUGAGAAAACAGGGUUGACAUAGAAAAGAUUGGGCUUGUAACAUUAAGUAUCGCUCAUGAGAAUGCUGACUAUUUACAAAGAUCGCAAGCUUAUCGGUUUUUUAAUGCCUUUGAUAUGAGUGCAGAUGUGUGACAUGUGACAUGUUUAAAAAGGGAUGAUGCUAUGGAAGGCGACCCACUUAUUGUUCUGACUAUAUGCUGGUUUGCUUUAUGCAAAUGCAUUUGAGAGAACAGAGAAGACAGGAGAAGAGGCUUAAGGACUAGGCAUGAAGUGUGGAGAAAAAUAUCCACUGAUCAUCAUAGAGACCCAGAACAAGAAAGGCAUGAAAUGGAUUUUUUCAUCAGAGUCUGGCAGGUGGUCUUUCUUCUCCUUUUCAGCGACAAAUUCUGCGACUGCUACAGAGUCAGUUGUGUUGGAAAGCUGAUAGUAGAUUCAGAUGUUAUCCACCUGGGAUCCAACUUGACUGUAGGCUGCCAAUCAAACACUGAGCACUGUGGGAGACACUUUGCCAUAGUCUUCAAUGGAGAGACCAUUUUCGAAACUAUUAAUUGCUCUGUAAUAAAGACACAAAUAGUCAUCAAUCAGCCCAGUUUUUGGCUACUCUGCAAGGUGAAGGAAGGAGACAAAUGGCACACUGUUUGCGGCCAAGAUUUCAAGGCUGGCUACCCUCCAAGUAAACCGAAAUUCAGCUGCGUCACAUACCAAAAUUCGGAGUAUGUUAACUGCUCUCUAGUGGUUACAACUGAGACAUAUUUAUUUACCAAUUUCACAGUGACAUUUCACAACAGCACAUCCCAGUUCCUCCAGUAUGCGAUGAACAAAGACGGCCACGUGUCUAUUCCACGAUCGCUGUUUGUUGAGAACAUGACAUAUAAAGUUCAUGUAAGAGGUCACAAUGCAUUAGGAGAGUCACAAUCUGCUUUCAGCUUCUCCAUCUGGGACAUUGUAAUUCCAAGCACUCCAGAUAUAACACGAGUUGUGUUUGAAAAUGGCACUCUUUCUCCUACAAUAUGCUGGAAUGGCUCAGAAGAUAUUUUGAAACCAAUUUUGAGGUUCAGAGAAGCGCAUGAUAACCAGGACUGGGGCCAGGGAAGUGUGAAGGAGCUCCAAGCUGGAUGUAUUUUGAUGCAGGAAGCCUUAGAACCGUUUAUGCCCUAUCAGUUUGAGCUGAGAGUGUGUGUUACUUUAACAAACUGUAGCAUGUGGAGUCAGUCCUUCAAUAUAACCAGCCCAGGAAUUGCACCCUCACACAAACUUGAUGUGUGGAGAGUCAUCAACAGGACCAGCACUCAAGGAGCUCUGGAUGUCACAGUGGUGUGGAAGCGCUAUACACCAUUAUAUUACAGUGGAGAUUUGUUACAUUACAAGUUAUCUUAUAAAGAAGAAGGCGAGAUCCAUGAACUGAAUUGCCCAGCUCACGUCACUCAUCAAACUCUUCAGCUGAACGCAGCAGAAGUUAACGUCAGUGCUGUGACAGCAGCAGGUUCCUCCCCACCUGCACCCGUCAGCUUGAUAUAUACAGGUAAACCAGCCCCGAAGGUAACAAAUUUAGUUCCAGCAGCAGGGGGCAGUGUGCUUCUAUCGUGGGACGUGUCUCAUUACAGUGAGGAGGUGGAGGGCAUUCUGGGAUUUGUUGUGCAGUGGCAACAGAGUACAAUGCACUUAGAAUGGAAGAGAUUAGGAAAAGACUAUAAUUUUACAUUCCUACAAGGUAUGCGAGCCGGUGUCCUGUAUAACAUUUCUUUAUAUACUGAAGAAGCCAGUGGAGUUUCAGACCCUGCAUUUGUUCAGGUUUACGCAAAGGAAGAGAAGCCUCUAGCUGGACCAGAUGUUUCAAUUACCAAGACAGGGAAAAAACUGAUUUUGAUUCAAUGGGAUGAGCUUAAACAAGAUAAACAAAGGGGAUUUAUCACAAACUACACCAUUUACUUCCAGAGACACAGAGACAAGGGACUUCUUCAGAACCAAACUGUGCCUAAUGCAUUUCCUAGACGUUUGAGUUGGGAGCUGCAAGGCCAACAGGAGUGUGUCGAUAUCCUUGUCUCUGCGUGGAAUUCUGCGGGUGAAGGCCCCAAAGGAAAACCUGCCACUUGCUGUUGUCACAGCAAACUGUCAGACAAAACUGGUUCAGACAAGACAACAGGUGGAAUGAUAGCUGGAAUUUGUUUGGCUGCUGCUGUUCCUAUGGUGAUCCUGGCCAACCUGAUGUACCUGAAAUGUGUGCGGCAAAGAAUGAUGAAAAUGUGCAUGUCCAUUGGAGUCUCUUGGAUUUUCGAAAAUCUACCAAAAUUUGAUAACAGCAAUGCUAUAAAACUACUCAAGGAUGACAGUCAUGGCCCUUGGGGAGCUCUUCCUGGAGACAAUGAUCCUCCCUUAACUCCCAUUGAGGAAGUCAGUCUAUCUUUGGAGAGACAAGACUCUUAUCCAGCUGUGCUUCAUGUCACAGAAACACCCACAACGAACCUGUUUUGUAUUGAUUCUCCUUAUAAACCUCAGUUAUUGACAGCUUCACAGAGAAAUGAAGACUUCUCUGAGACUACAGAUGAGGAGCUAAAGGAGGAGGAACAAUUCCCUUUGUUGGUGUCUCCAUCACAUCAUGAUUUCGGUUGGGAUUUAUCCUGUAUUCCUGUGAUACAUGGACGUCUUAAUAGCUUCUUAGCUAUUGAUGGAGCGCUGGGCUCUUUGGGCAUUCUUGAAGAUCUCCUUGCUCCCCCUAAGACAGCUUCCAAUAAGGAUGGAGAAGUGGAAGAGAAUGAGAGGAUUGUGGAAACAGGAGAUAUAGACCAGAGCACUUUCACAAGUCAAACUGUACUACCCAAUGACCUGGAGAGCUGCCUCAGAGGGUCGGUCUUUAAUACCAGCCCAUACUCUCCACAAGGGCUUUGCCAUAGUUUUUCAGCUCCAGAAGAGGGUUAGGUACACAGAUAUCAUGCGGCAAGAGCACAUCUGAACUAUAUUCGCAUGGAUGUGAUUUGGCCAUAAACACAAACAUAUACAGGAUCUUGCAUGACAUCAUCUUGUACAUACAGCAUUAAGUUUUUUCAGUGAAUUUACAGUGAUGAUAUUUUCUAUAUUUUGUCUGCAUAUAUAGUGUGGUCUUAGUCAGAUCUAAAUCACUUUGUGGUUUCCGCACAUUCUGACGAUAGUGUGUAAAGUAAGCUGUACUGUAUGUUGCUGAUCGAUUUAUUCAUAGUAACUUCUUCUUGAAUACUGUUUUGACACAAAAGAAAAGACAUAUGACAAACUGCACUUUUUUCAGCUUAAUUAUACUAAACGUGCACUUGUAGUGUACUUCAAAUCUUAAAAGUGUAUUUUGAAAACUAUACUUGGAGAUAAAUAAAAGGCCACUUAAAGGUGAA